AUGAUGAACCUCACAACAAGCCUCGACCCGUCAAUCAUUGCGCAACUCAACUUUGCCGACAAGUCCGACCUGCAAGGGCUGAUGAUAGGCGGGUUCACCGCGCUGCUGUCAAUAGUGCUCAUUGUCAUCUCCUUGAGGAUCUAUGUACGUGUCUGGAUGGCGAGGAAAGUCCAGGCAGAUGACUAUCUUAUAUUUGCGGCUACAGCGUUUAACGUGUCAGUAUUUGGACUGUCAAUGAAAGGCAUUGAUUAUGGGUUUGGAAAACACAUAUGGAAGGUGGCGCCAACGCCCACGGGGAUGUUCGAGGCCUUUGCAAAGUUCUACCCCUUGACGAUUCCCCUCGCCGUGCUCUUCAAGAUGAGCUUCAUCCUGACCAAGCUCUCCAUCGUGGUGGCCCUGCUGCGGGUGUUUGGGAGCGAGCGGCUGCUGCGCAACGUCAUGAUAACCACGGGCGUCGUGUCCACGGCUGCCACCUUCUCCGUCAUGAUGCUGUACAUCUUCCAGUGCUCGCCCCUCGAGGCCGGCUGGAACUUGAACCUAGUCGCCGGCGCGAGGUGCUUCAGCGUCGUCACGCUGUCGCAGGGCGGCAGCUGGGUCAUCAUAGUCACGGACCUCAUCUUUUGCUUCUUUCCCAUGCCGUAUCUGUGGCGUCUGAACAUGGCU
Messenger RNA from Pyricularia pennisetigena, 663 nucleotides. RefSeq lists its product as uncharacterized. Lineage: Eukaryota; Fungi; Ascomycota; Sordariomycetes; Magnaporthales; Pyriculariaceae. The annotation marks the transcript as partial. The transcript is spliced from 3 exons. The record is from RefSeq and is a predicted model, not a curated record.